GUUGUUCCUCACUGUCACUUUAACUAUGGUGUAUUCCUUAACCUAUAAUAUCACCCAAAACAAUUGUCAUAUGUUUACUUUUGGGAUAAAAGGCAGAUUGGAAAGGUUGGAAUCAUCCUUUGGAUGUGCCCUCUCCCCAUGAACCUCAGCCGGAUGGAGGUGCACAGAUCAACUCUUUGUCCUCUUUGUAUGGCAGACGAUAUGGAUGAAGAUCACCUUUUCAUCAAUUGCAAGGAGGUGGUGGAUUUCUGGAGAACUUAUGCAGCAGAGUCUGAUGCACCCGUCAAUGGCAGCUCAUGGACAGUAGCUCAAUCCCUGCUUGGUUAUUGGUUGUCUUCAAACCGAACCACUUUUAAAGUUUCCCUCGCCGCCGGCACCACCAUGGCUGUCGAUUCCUCCACCGACAACAAACCUCCCCACCUUGCCUUCACUACAAUCUCCAACAUCAAGCUUCAUAUCCCUGUCCAACUCAGCAUCUCAGAACCCAACUAUAAGAAGUGGAGUCGUCUCUUCCGUCUCCUUGUCCUCCGCUUCAAUCUCAUGGGUUUUCUUGAAGGCACCACCAAAGCCAAAUCCUCCGACGACACGGAAUGGUUUCAAUUCGAUGCUCUUCUUCAAGGGUGGAUCCUAUCCACCGUCUCCGAUGAAGUUUCGGAUCUCGUCCUCGCCAACAGUCCAUCUGCUCAUGCCCUCUGGACGGCGAUUCACAAACUCUUUCAUGACAACAAACAUGCUCGGGCAAUGCAGUUGGAGCACCGUUUCCGGACAACUGUCAAGGGAAAUCGGUCCAUCAACGACUAUUGUCAUCUCCUCAAAAAUCUGGCGGACUACCUUGACGAUGUGGAUGCUCCGGUGACCGAACAUGCCCUCGUUCUCCAGGUUCUUCAAGGCUUGCCCCAAGACAUUCGGGGCCAAGUGCACUUCUUGCAGUAUCAAAAUCCUUUCCCAACAUUCCUGGAGGUUCGCUCGGCUCUCCUCCUGGUGGAACAGCAGCAAAACGACGCUCUCUCUAACCCUGGGCCGCCGACUGCCCUCCUUAGCACCUGCGGAGGCAGCCACACAGCCGGCGAAGGCUAGUCGCGGCAGUCCAGUGGCGGCUCUGUACGGG
Cuscuta campestris is the source of this 1108-nucleotide messenger RNA. The record is from the annotation of a GenBank genome assembly. NCBI's taxonomy places the organism in Eukaryota, Viridiplantae, Streptophyta, Magnoliopsida, Solanales, Convolvulaceae.